Messenger RNA from Sporothrix brasiliensis 5110, 450 nucleotides. RefSeq names its product ubiquitin-conjugating enzyme E2 variant. Gene Ontology annotation, biological process: DNA damage tolerance; protein K63-linked ubiquitination. Gene Ontology annotation, cellular component: nucleus. NCBI's taxonomy places the organism in Eukaryota, Fungi, Ascomycota, Sordariomycetes, Ophiostomatales, Ophiostomataceae. The coding region runs from base 1 to 450 and encodes 149 amino acids. The record is from RefSeq and is a predicted model, not a curated record. The transcript has 4 exons.
AUGGCGACCGCACAGGUUCCGCGCAACUUUAAGCUCCUCGACGAGCUGGAGAAGGGCGAGAAGGGCUUGCAUGGAGGCGUUUGUUCGUACGGCCUGGAGGAUCCCGAGGACAUUCUCAUGACCAACUGGAGAGGCACCAUCUGGGGCCCACCACACGGCAAUCACGCAAACCGGAUCUACGAACUCAAGAUGCAAUGCGGCGAGCACUACCCGCAGAAGCCGCCCGUGAUCCACUUUGUGACCAAGAUCAACCUACCCGGCGUGGACGGCGUCAACGGCCUGGUGGACAAGAACUCGUUUGACAUUCUGCGCGAUUGGGAAACGAGUCCAAAGGAGCUGCUCAGCCUGGAGGCGGCCAUGAUGGCGAUACGGAAAUGCAUGGAGAAGAACAAUAAGCUGGCACAGCCCGAGGAGAACGUCCGCUACGACAUCUACAAAGACUUGAUCUAA